Messenger RNA from Bacillus rossius redtenbacheri, 12575 nucleotides. Its product is annotated as DDB1- and CUL4-associated factor 5. Gene Ontology annotation, molecular function: protein binding. The transcript is spliced from 10 exons. The record is from RefSeq and is a predicted model, not a curated record. Gene Ontology annotation, cellular component: cytoplasm; Cul4-RING E3 ubiquitin ligase complex. NCBI's taxonomy places the organism in Eukaryota, Metazoa, Arthropoda, Insecta, Phasmatodea, Bacillidae. The coding region runs from base 190 to 2679 and encodes 829 amino acids.
AGUCAGAAUAACAUGGCCAAUCAACAUUUACCUAGCAGCUGAUUGGGAAGCAUACGUUGUCAGAUAAUUUUACGAUAUAACAUCACCUUUUUGAUUAUUUUUGCAGAAUGAUCCGUGAAUGCCGUGGGAGGAACGAUUUUCACAUCAAUUAAUGAAGUCUGAAGUGUAGGGGCUGAAAAUUUCUUGGUCAUGGCCAAGCUUGCUGUUUCUAAUCCGCUCAGAUAUUGUAUGAUACGCGAGUAUGACCCACACUUUGGCUUUAGAAAACAGUUGCUUAGAGAGAGACUCAAUGUUGCCAGGAAUUUAUACAGAAAAGAUUUAUUUGCUCAUUACGGCUGUGUAAACGCAAUCGAGUUUUCAAAUAAAGGAGAGCUUCUAGUGUCUGGUGGUGAUGACCGAAGGGUCCUUGUGUGGGAUGUGGAACAAGCUAUACAUGGAGGGAAACCACCCCAUGCCAUGCGCACUCAGCACAUCAGCAACAUAUUCUGCCUCAGCUUUGACAGUGCUAACAGAAGGGUUUUCUCAGCCGGGAAUGAUGAUCAAGUCAUUGCACAUGAUGUUGAAACAGGCAACGUUCAUGAUGUAUUCCUUCAUGACCAGCCUGUGUAUGGUAUCUCCAUUGACCCAUUGAAUGACAACGUAUUUGCAAGUGCCUGUGACGAUGGCAGGAUACUUUUGUAUGAUAUUCGUGAACAUGUUAAUCCAGACCCUUUUUGCUUGGCAAAGUACAAUCUGGCGUUCCACGCGGUGAUGUUCAACCCGGUGGAGCCCCGCAUCAUCACCACGGCCAACGCCAAGGAAGGCGUGGGCUUGUGGGACAUCAGGAAACCUCAGCACAUCCUGCUCCAGUACGGCGGGAGCAACGCGUCCCAGAGCUGCAUGAGCGUCCGGUUCAACCAGCAGGGCACGCACAUCCUGGCCCUCCGCCGCCGCCUGCCGCCCGUGCUCUACGCGGUCCACUCCCCCCACCACGUGUGUCUGUUCGACCACCCGGGCUACUACAACUCCUGCACCAUGAAGAGCUGCUGCUUCGCCGGAGAGGACGACGAGUUCGUGCUCUCCGGGUCCGAUGACUUCAAUCUCUACAUCUGGAAAAUUCCGAACUUGAAUGGAACAGGUCAGUGGGUUGAUUCAGCGCACAUGAUACUACGUGGUCACAGAUCUAUUGUGAACCAAGUUCGUUUCAACCCAUCCAACUGUAUCAUCGCAUCUUCUGGAGUGGAGAAAUUAAUCAAGUUGUGGAGUCCAUUUCCAUUACCAGAGUCAUCAGGAGGCUUACAUGUUGAAGCUGACUCUGUUGAAAAACAAAGGAAGGUGUUUUCACAUGAAGAAUACAUUAGUUUGGUUCUGCGAAGUGAACAGUUUAUGUCGCAUGACUACAGUCACCGAUCGACGAAAGAGGACCCGCGCAUGAUGGCGUUCUUCGACUCAUUGGUGCAGCGAGAGAUAGAAGGCUGGAGCUCUGAUGGCAGCAACACAGGCAGCACGGAUCUGUCGACUGUUCUCCUGCCUGAAGUAGUGCACACUCACACCCGCUCAGUGUCCUCCGACUCGGACUCCGCCCACUCAGAAGCAACUCCAAGGGAUCUGCAUGCCCUAGCAGUUGCGUACGUAGAGUCGCUGGAAGAACACGUGGCAGGAACGGCCGACGACAACGCGGAGGCGGCACGAGCGGAGUCCCCGCCCGGCGCGUCCCCCAACAGGAUCUCGGAGCUGAUAGCGAAGAAGCGCAGCCAGCUGGUGCGCCUGGCCCGCACCCGCCCGGGCCCCGGCUCUCGGCCGCCCCGGGACAGCUCGGGGGGCAGCAGCAGCAGCAGCAGCGACAGCGGUCGGGCGGCGGCAGACUCCGACGGCAAGCGACCCCGGACCCGGACGGGGAGCAGGAAGAAGAAGACGAAGUUCCUCCUGGAGUACAGCGACAGCUCGGACGAGGACUGGGACCCCCUGUGGGACGGGAAGCGCAGGCCGAGCGCGAGCGACGGGUCCAACCACGCGUCGGUCUCGCACGACGGCGUGAACUACAGCUGUGCUUCCCGCGGCUCGCGGAGGAACGGGGCCUUCCAGCACAAGAAGAGGUACUUCCCUUACGUCAGCAACACGACCAGCGACUCGGACGGCGGUUCCAGCACUGGCUCCGACGGCAAACGCGAGAAGGCGAAGAAAUCCAGUUCUAAAAGAUUCAAGUAUUUAAGCGGCGGCGAGUCGUCGACGAAAAACGAAUCCGACGUUGAUGCCAGAGAUAUUUCCUCGUGUGAUUCGUCCGAAGCCAGUGACGGUAGUUACAGAAGGUGUGCGAAAUCUAGUGAAGUUCCUAUGCAGACGGUUGAAGAUGCCUUAAUUACACUUAGCACUCAGACGAGCCAUAAUUCGAGUACUGAAAGGAGUGACGUGGUCGACCCGGACUGUGACGGCGUGUACGAGCGUGAGGAGGAGGUUGUGACGCCGAACGGCAAGCGGUACGAGGGUGUGCUGGGCACUCCGGACAGCGGGAUCGUGGUGACCUGCAACAGUGGCACCAGUGCGGUGAACUAUGACGGCCAGCAGAGGAGCAGCGAAGUGAAAAGUAACGGGGAGGCGUGUAACCAAGUCACUUUCAGACGGUUGAAGAACAACAACAACAUAAACCACCGCAUCACCAGAAAUUUCCGUAAACGCAUUUGUGAUUCCGACUCAAACUAGCCCCCGUGAUACGUGCUUCAAUAUAAUUUCAGUUGAGUAUUUAUAUUUGCGCAGAAAAGAGUUCCUUGUCAAUUUUGUAAUAGUCAUCUGCUUCUGUUUACGUAGAGACUUAUUACCCGACAUGCUGAUUGUGUAAUAGUGAAUGAUUUCAAAUAUGUAUCCUUACACAAAUGUCUAAAAAUACAUGUGUGGGUAUAUAUAUUGUGUGUGCAUAUUGUAUAUACAAUAAUACAAAAAAAUUUUUUAAUUGAUCUACGCUUAGAUUUUUUUUAAAUGAUGGCGUGUAAAAAAAUCAGAUAUUUGACAGUUGAUUAGGCUAUUAAGCUAGUCAUGUUGCUGUUUUGAUGUUAUCAAGUGAUAAUGAAAAAUAUCAUAUACUAUGCAAUAUUUAUAAAAGCUGACUUUUUGUUAAUACAUCCAUUUGCCUGGUAGCUUUGAAUAGCUCCACAAUUUUCAGUGUUUGUAAAGGUUCUGUGAAAUGUAGCUAUAAAAUAACUAAAAUGCUACAUAUCAUGGUGUUACUAGAAUGAUUUAUUUUUUCCGGUGUAAUCUGAAAGUGCUGGUUUAAAAGUGCUCUUUAUAUGCAUACAAUAACUGUUUUACUUUCAUCCAACAUGUUUUCUAAUCCUCCUAAGCCUUUUUAUCUAUUAUAUUGAAUCAGUUAGUGUGUAUUGUGUUUGUCGGUAGUUGUUGUAGUGAGGCCUUGGGAAAGGAGUUUUUUGGGUGUACAUGUAAUAACAAUAAGUCGAUAAGCAAUGUAUCAUUUUCCAGAAAAUCAUAGGCUAUUAUGUCACUUGUGAAGUGGUACUCAUUUACGCUUUCUGUCAUUAAAUAAUCUAUUUAUUAAGGGAAGGGAAUGUUUGUCCAGUUUUCAUAAAAAAUUUUAUUUUCAGUCAAAUAAAAGAUCAUUUAUGCGGAAUUAAAAUUUAUUCUGUAAACCUAAUAUUUAUUGUGUAAACCUAAUAUUGAUGUUUUCUGUCCAGGAGAAAAGAAAAAUUAAUUUUGAGGAGGCAUUGUAAUAAACAAUUUUACCUGUCAUUUGCUGAUACUUUGGCUACAGAAAUAUUGUACAAAACUUAACAUAUUUCUAUUAAACCUAAUCAGCUGACAUUUUUCAAAACUUUCAAACUUAUAGUUCCAUUGAUUUUAUUUAUUUUGUUAAUCAUGAAAAUUGUUUUGUAUACUGUGCUUCUAUUUGAGAUUGUACACAAGUAAUUUGUAUUACUGAAGCAUAAGAUAAUUAUAAAAAAAAUCCCUGUUUGUCGACAUAGAUCAAUUUUUUUUAGGACUGGAUUAAAUAUAUUUGAUAAAGUUAAUGUUAAGACCGGUCAUACAUAAGAAAACAUUUAUUUACCUACAAAUGGAUUGUGCCCAGGUUGCUGGUAUGUUAAUUCUGUAAUUUCUUUGAGACACUUUUUUUUAAACUAUUUUCAUAUCAAAUUCAUUAGUAAGACAAAUUUAGUAUUUUUUUUUUAACACUGCUACAUAAUGUAAUGUAGCAGCUGUAACGUUUCACUUUGAAGUUUUCCUUCUUAAUUUGUGCAGUUAUCAACCAGAAAUUGUUUACAGACAAACUUGUUUUUGGCUAUUUAUGGUUACAUUGUUAAUACCAACUUAAUAUAUUUUUGAAUACUUUAACAGCAAAGUUGUCAAAGGUCAAAAUACUUAAAUGCCAAUAAACAUGAGAAUUUUUAUAAAUGACAAGUGAGCAUUGAUAGGUUGCUACUUGGCAGCAGCUCACACACAACACACUCACUCAUACAUACACACAUACACACACUGCCAGUUUUAAUAUUUAAAACUAUAUUGCAACGCAAGCGUUGCUAGUUUUAUUUUUAAUGUAUCUAUCUUAUUGUUUUAGUUUAUAUUUCUUUUGCUUCAAAAUGAACAAAUUUUGCAGGUGGACUUGCCAAGUGUAGACGCGAAAGUAAGUUUUAUUAACCAUAGUAUUUAUUUGUUGCUACACGACGUGAAUGAACGAGAGUAUAAUACUAAAUUGUGUGUUUAGUUUAAAGUUCACAGACAACCAAUUUCCUCCCCUUAUCAUUCCUUUAGUGUACACUCCAAGGCCUAUGAGCUAUGAUGUAAUGAUGACAUUAGCUUAGUUACAUGGACUGUGAAGACACAAACUCUUAGCCAGUAGCGAUUUGUUUGUGUUUAGUGCUGCAUUCAAGCAUUCAACAUUUCUAACACUUAUUAUUUUGAAAACUUAAAUGUACAUGUCACUUGAUGACAUAGCCAAGUAAUAAGCAGUAUCUAUUUUCAGCAUGUACUCUAUACAUCAGCUAUGUUAAAAGCUUGUUUUGUCAAUUCAUUGUUUACAUUUAAACACUUUAUUCAUAACUACAGGCACUGCAUUGGUGUUGUCCCACUUAAUCCCUUAUUUGAGGCAAGAAAAAGUAAUAAUUGCUGGAGAAAAAUGUAUACGCUGUAAUUUUAUGGUUUUAUUUUGCUGUUCAAAAUCUGUAAGCAUAAUAAAUUAAACUCAUUUGUUAUUGUCACAUAAAUGAAAAAUUUCUGUGGAAAAAUCUUAAUUUGAUUUGGCAUUUUGUGGUUAUAGUAGAAAAAAAAAUGUGUUAAAAAGCAUAUUAAAAUUAAAACUUUGGAUAUAAUUGUAUAGGAAUGAACGUUUGUUGUUUGCAUAUGGCCUCAUAUUUUCCCCACUUAUCUGAGUUAAGCGUUACAUUCUUAUUUGCUUACUUAAUUGGUUUUUAAACUCUUUGUCUGAUUUAUGAUUAUUAUAAACGCGUAAUUGUGUAAGUCGAAGCAACAUGCAUGGGUGAUACAUUAUCAACAUACAUAUUAAAUAUAAAAAUAAUUAUAAUUUGUCAGAUAUUGUCACUAGUUGGUAAUAAUUAAAACUGUAUUUUGGUCUCCUUACCUGGUACAAUAGUUUUUCAAUAUACUCUCUCCGCACAAAUGUUGUCAAUGAUUUUCAAUGAUUGUGUUUAUGUGCAUGUUCAAGAAAAUAUGUAGGCAGGGGGUAUGGGUCUAGGAAUUUGGCAAGCCAAUUCCUAUGCAUGUGUUUUCUCGUGAGUGGUGGUGUAAUCUGAAUCAGAAUAGAAGAAAUGGGGAAUCCGCUCUCCCUUAACUAUCAUCCGUGUUAAACUUCUUGCAAUUAAAUGUUAUAAUGCAGUUCAACUGUCAGCAUGCUUAGUUAACAAGGAAAAUAUUGGUUAGCACUUAUACAACUGAAAAGAAAAAAAUAGCUGUGUGUGUACUUUGAUACAUAAAAGCUUGUUUCUUCUGGUGAAUUUUGUCUUCAGUUUUAUUAUACUUUGUGUAGUGUUUGUGUUCAGCAUUAAAUGUUAUAUGUACACUCAUACGUAUUGCUUCUUGCAUAAACAUCCUUUGCAUUGCUGCGUAAUAACUGCGUGUGCAUCUUUUGUGAGAUUGCAUUUCUUAACAUUAGUUCUAGAAAACUUCUUUGAGCAGUUAUUAAAAUAUAUUGUUGUAGGAAAGUUGAUCUAUUAUCACUGUUGAUGAAUUUACAAUCUGAUACAAUUACAGAUUUUGCGCAAAUAAUAGUAAUGAUGAAUGGAGGCAAAUCCAAGGAUAGGAAAUCAAUCACCAAGUGAAAACUUCUCAAGAAGUGACCUGUAAGUAUCGGUUGUCAUCUGGAGCAUUAUCAAUGUGCGAGUUGGAUUUUACUUGACAGCUGUCCUACUGCUUGGUCCCUCCCACCAUGUUGGCUUUUUUUUGUCAUUACUAUUAUUUGAGAGUUUUGCCUGUUAAUACUUCACAAUAGCUGUUUCUUCUCGAAUUUUCUCAGCAUAUAUUUACUAAAAAUAUUACCUAUUAAAUAGACAUGAGCCACUCAAAUCUUUAAAUUCUCAAAUCCCAUCAAUUCCUUAGUAUUUCAAGGAUUCAACAUUUGAGGAAAAAGAUUUGAAAAAAAAAAAAAAAAUAGAGAAAAGGAAGUAAAUUAAAAAAAAUAACAUUAAUAACCUCUUGAAGUUUACUGGGUAAAUUAUUUUCUUCAUUCCUAUCCUGUUACCAUUAACUAAGAUAUUGUGCUUUUAACGUGUAGUUAAAUAACUAAAAUACGUGUAUUGAUUAUGUACACUUCAGUUUGUAAAAAAAAAGAAAAAAAGAAAAAAAAAUGAGUAUUUCAACAUCAUGGUUUUUUUUUUCUAAUUUUUGUAUGUUGUUGUAUUUUUGACCCUUGAGACCUAGAUUUGGAUUCAAGGGGUAUAUUCAAUGUGAUAUUUGGGAUUCGAAUUCAAGAUUUGUAUUAGAGAAAAUUGGUGAUUUUACCCAUCACUACUAAUAACUGUAAACUGAUCAAGUAGGUGUUCAUAAUUGUGAUCGCUUUUGUGACCUUUUAGAUUAUGCAAAUAACGUAUAGUAAAUAUCUGGUGAGAAAAUUAAUGGCAUUAAAUUUAUAGAAAAAAAAAUCCCUUAAUAGUACUGACAAGAAAAUGAAGUAACUCUUUGUUACACUGAGGUUUAACGACUAUUGACAGUGAAUAGUCUUCCUUCAUUGUACCUCUUUGUAACGUGCUCUUUCAUGUUAAAGACUACUACUGUGCAGUGCCUUCAUCUGGCUUUUGGAUCUCCCAAGGGAAGUUAUGUUUUUGCGAAGUAUGGUUUGGUAGAACCUGUACUGUGCAUCUGAGUGUGUGUUUGUGCCAAAUAUCUACAGUGCGAAAGCAGCUUUACAUAUUGUUGACAAAGUUAUUGACGUAAGACACACACAUAGGUACGUACUCAAAAGUAGUGAUGUACCGAUGUAAUCGUGUAUUGUAUUGGCAUAUAUUUUCAAUUUUUUGGAUUUCCAAUAUUACAGUUUCCAACUGAUACUUAAACAACAGAAACACAUGAAAAAAGUACAAUUUCAUCCAUUCAGAUGUUGCCCAUCUUUACUAUUUACUGGUUUUAGUUCCUUAGUUGUAUUUUACUCCAAUUUUUCUGUAAUAUUAGACUAUACUUAAAUUUUUGUUAGUUAAUCAAAGGCAUUAUGUGUAUUGAGCUCUGCACAAAUUUUAUGCGGUAAAAUACUUUUUUGUCAUUUACCAAAAUUGUUUUACAAAGACGUUUAUUAAUGUAUUUCCUUAUUCCUUACGACUAUUGAAUUUCUGGAGACUUGGAUGGUGUUCAUUUACAAAAAGUAUUGAAUAAAUUUUCUAAAUUGUAUUGGUUAUCGGAUCUGUGAAAGAAAUGUACUAGUAUUUGGAUGUGUAUCGGUUUUGAAUUCGUAUCACCUAUUGCUACUCAAAACAACACAAAUCAGAAAUUAUUUUAUUAGGAAUUGGCUAUUGCCCUUUGUAAAUAACUGUCCCACCAUUUGUAUGCAGUGAUUUCAAGACACCAAAGAAACUUAAAAUCAAAAUAGCUGAACCGUGAUUUGAUAUGGGGUUCUCCGGAUUGCAAUUUCAGUAUAGUACCACCUCACACCGUUAGUAUGUGAUGGCCGGAGGAGAAUUACUUAUUUUUAACGUGACACCUGAUUAUCAAGAUUAAUAAUAUAUGUACCUCUUAGGUAAAACAUUUCUUACAGAAAUUAAUUUCUUGCAAAAUUAGUGGUAGUUUACUUUAUUUACAAGUAGGUAAAGAAACUCAGCCAUUACUAUUCUUUGCCCAUACUUUUUUGUAGUAUAUUAUUAUGAUGCUAAUGGUACCAAUCAGAAAUGUUUAGAGCUUAAAUGAAAUUAGUUUUUUUCAUUGAACCAACUACAACUAAAUAUAUAUUUUUUGUUCAAACUCAUUCGGAACCAAACAUCUAAUCUCAAGCUGAACUUUUUUCUUUUUCAAGUCAAAUUUUUAUUUCUUUUAUAUUUAAGUAUUUCUGUUCUUUGUCAAUAUUAACAAAAAUGCUUAAUUUGUUGCAUUCUCAUUUCUAUCAGGCAUAGUGUUAUUUAAGAGCACACUUUAUAAGUUAUCAAACAAUGUUUUCAAUAUGUUGAUUUAUCUGUUUCCUAAACAUUAAACACACUUUCAAAAUAGCUAUGAGCCCAUAACAGUCACAUGGGGUGGCUAAAUCAUCAUUGUUUUAGAAAGGGUCAUAGGAAUGUGUAAUUUUGUCACUCACAGUAAUGAGAUAAAAAGUAAAAAUUAAUUUUUAAGUCGUAAAACUUACAUGCAUACCUUGAUAAGUAUAAGUUUUCUUACAAAAAAAACUUACAUCUGUAGCAUAAUCACGAAAUAUAGUAGUGUACCUUACUAUCUAAUAAUACCUAUACAAAUAUUGCUGUUUGAAAAUUUCCCUUAUUGCUAGGACGUAGUAUUGAACCGAGGACACUUGAUUGUUGGAUGCUAGUAAAUCACCAACAGAUCUGUCGUAAAUAAUCAAAACUGUUAUGUUAUUAAUCUGCUGUGAGCUUACAAACUUUUUAUUUGGCAGGGAAAUAAAUUUAAUUUGCAAUAUGUAUUCCUGAAUACUGUAAAAUCAUUAAAAAAAAAAUACUUUGUAGUUCAUGAAAAAAGUUAAAAAUAAUGUAAAUUGAAGUACUAACUGUAUUUGAAAAAAUAAUCAUUACAUUAAAGCAGUAAUAAAUGAUGAAAUAUUGUGUUGUAUUCAGUACCAUAUUUUUUUAUUUUGCGAGAAAUUAGCAUGUUUUAGGUUUUUUUUAUCUUUACUACUUUUAUUUUAUUUUGGUUGUACUGUUGUGUACCUAUUUCUGACUGACUGUAUACAUAUAAUUUGAAGCUUAAAUUAAUUUUGCUGUGUCUUUAUUGAAGUAUAUUUGUGGCAUUUUUUCAUGAACACUAUUUAGUGGAAGGAAAUAUGUAUGUGUGGAGUGCUUGCCUAGUGUGGCAUACACCAUUGAAGUUUGAGUUGAACAACUUUUUUAUUGCAAAUAAUGGAGAAAGUAUUUAAGGUGGAACACUAAACAUAUGUUUAGUGUUUAAUUAAACAAAUUUCUACAACCAACGCAAAAUUAUUCGCUGUUGUAACUAAAAAUUUAACUGAUUUAAUUGGGGGUAACACCAUUAUUUUUAAUACUUUUCUCAUGUGUUAUAACGCAUAAUUUUUUCCAUUAAAUAAUUUAAUGGCAGCUACAAGUUUUGAAGCAGUUCAAGAAAUAUGUUCAAAAAAAAUUUAGAACUUCAGCAUUCUAUUUUAAAUAUUUUCUCUAUUAUGUAUUUGUAACAGAAAAGUUUGGCUUCAUUACUUCAAAGGCUUCUACCUGCCGUGAGAAGCACUCUAGACUAUAGUCAUUACGUGUUUUCAACUUAUUUUUGUAUAAUGAACCUGCAGCCAAAUUUUGUCGGUCAAUAACUAAUCUGUAGGGACAAUCUUUUAUGGUUUUAUUUUAAGAUCAAUUUCAUUUUUAAAACAGGAGAUUUCGGUGAUAUUGUUUUUAUUUUUAACAUUGUCUUUAUUCAUAAAAAUAAUUUACUAUUUAACAAAUACAAAAAUAAAAUAUUUCUUAGUACUUAUUUAUAUUUUACUAAAUAGUAUCAUUUGGACUGACAGACAUGAUGCUCUUAUACAUCACAAUUAUUAGAAAUAACAAUAAUGAUGUCUAGAACAGAACUAAUCAGAAAAAUAUAUCUGUAAAUUUUUAUGUCUUUGAAAAAUGUGCCAAUGUCAUUAAUGUAAAAUAGUGUUAUUAGUAAAAGAGGUUCAGAAUCAAACAACGUAAUAUUAAUUUUUUCUAACUGUUUACUAGUACAUAUAUUUUGGUACAAAAUUAUAGCUAAAUAAAAUACAUCCAAUGAAUUUACUAUAGUAAAAUAUUAAAUUUUGCAGUUCGAGUUGAGUUUUGUCAAAUUGCUGAUAGUUUUCACAUUUUUAGUUACAUUUCGGUGCUAAAUGGUGUAUGAAAUGGUACUUCGGUGUUUCACUGUACAGUUUGUAAGGUUGAAGGCUCCCAGAAGUUUAGUCAGUGAGGCCGAUGCUUAUGAUUGCAGAGCAAGUUUUCUUGUAAGGAUUUCUCCUUGUGAGAUUCUAGUAAUGUCUCGAUUGAAUGAGUUAAUGUGGACCGCAGUUACUCGGAGCAACAAAAUUUCAAAUAACAUGGCUGUAAUUCCAAAAAUUGUCAUGGUUUCUUGGUUGGUCCAGUGAUAUCAUUUUUUGGGGUAACAUUUUUCCAGAAUUUCUUCAGUGUAAAUUCUUUCACGUCACUUCAUGAUUCGCUUAACCAGUAAAUUACAUCAUUGAGGUUAGUUUUGUUAAGGCUUUUGUGAACUGUUAGAUCUUUUUCUAGGUCCUCAAGCAAAUAUUUUGGUAUUGUCUGUGCUGGGAAUGGCAAUUUAGGUCUACUCAUAUAAACAGAAUCUUGGUUAGUCAAAAGCUUGGUUGAUCACGACUCUGCUGUAUUAAUUAUUAUAACUGGGUUACCAUUAGGCCUAUGCAAAGCUUAGUCUAAGCGAAUCAAUCAAAGCUAUUUCUAACAUUGGAUUUGAUUUUUCCAGGGAAUUUGCUAUUCGUUUUAUCUGAAGCUUCUGUUGUGAUGCACAGAGCUUCGCAUCUGAUGUGAAGUUUUGUGUUUGCUGCAAAGCUUUAAAACAUUGGAAGCCUUAUAUUUGCUAAUGAAAAUAGUUUUUUUUUUGGUUGUUGUUGUGUAUACAAGCUGUUUUAAAAGUUUGGACUUGAGGUUGUCUGAAGAUUUUUCUGUAUGGAAAAUGGAUAUGGUGAAUUUUCCCCUGCCAACGAUGUAUGGCAUGGACAUACUGGAUCAGCUAAAAAUUUUUUGUUUAUUUUCAUACAUGUCAGUUUUAUCACAAUUCAGCGUAAAAUCAUAUACCUACACUUAGCUUAACUUUGAUUGCAGCAAAGUUUUUGCACAUGGCUUUUUCUCAUAGUUGAUGGUGUGCAUGGUUUUUUCUUGCUCAUUCUGUUUAUUUUCCUUCAUCCUUUAUUUUUGAUUUUGGUGUGUAACUGCUUUUGGUUUCAUGCCUCAUUCUUCAAUCAACUUUCUUGCUUUUUCUUCCUUCUCCUCUUCUUUGUGCUACUACUUCCAAUUGAAUUUAAGUUCCUCACUCAAAAUGUUUGGAAUAUACUCUUAGUUCAAUAACUCGUGAAUUAUUUAGUAGAUACAUAGCAUUAGAUCUAAAAGCAGUUCUCCAUAAAUUAACUAUUAUUACCCUCAACUUUUGUAGAAAUUUCCAUGUAUUGGCAGCCAUUUUUGUGCAUUCGUGCUCAUGGGUCAUUAAUACACAUAGCAUAGCUAUAAAUUUUACUGAUUUACAGAAAGGUAUUAACUUAUUCUUAGAUUAUAAUCAAUUCUGUAUUACAUUAAUUUUUGAAUGCAGUGCACAAUAAGUUCUGUAUCAAUUUCAUUGUAAUUGAAUUUAUAACAUUUAAUAUUGUUAAAUGGGCAAUUCUGGCACACUAUUAAUUUGAAAUGUGAAUACUUGUUUGUAGUCGUUCAUAUUAUAGAUUUUCAGUUACCUAUAGAUAUGAUUUAAUAGUUUUCAGAAUAUUGUUAGAAAAAAAAUUAAAGAAAACCUGGGCAGAACAAGUUUUCUUUACUGUGCAAUUUGUAGAAAAAAUUGUAAAAUAACUUUUGGAUCUAUAAAUUCUAGAAUAAAUAUUUUUUGUAUUUUAUAGCUACGAUUUUGGUAAGCAACCGGUAAUGGGCAUUGUGUGUACCAUUUGCCUCAGAGUUGGAGGUAAAUGACAAUUUUAAAUGUGACAUUAACAUUUGCCAAUGUUUUGUAGAUAUCAACUGGAAUAGUUAUUAUGUACAUACAAAUAUCUUGUGCUUUAACAUUUAUGGUUGGUUUUGCUACUACAAUCACAGAGAUAGCAAGUCUCAUGUUUUUGAGUCUGUAAGGAUGUGAAUGAAUUAUUGAGGUGCAGUAUCUUCCAUGAUGAAUGUACUCUGUCUGCAUUAUAACAGUAUUUAUUGAUUAUUGUACUGAAUUUGUAAUGACUUGAACAUUGAAAUUAUUUGAAAUAAAGGAUUGGACUGUAAAAAGUGAUAAACUAGUCCGAAUCACUUGAA